AUUAUACAUUAAACCCUGUAGUUAUUUACUUAUUUAGCUAUUGCAACUUUUGUAAAUUUUAACAUGACUGUAAACUCCAUUACACGCACGUGCUGUCUUUCAAUUUAAUCAUAAAUGGCGUACUCAUGGCAAUAAGAAAGGAAUUAAAAUUGAACAACGUUAAGUCACCAACCAUCGAACACGAGUCACAAUGGAGUACUUAGAAAUUUUCUGCGGCAUCGUAGCGCUAUUUCUGGCCAUUUAUUAUUACUUCACGAUAAAAUUCAAGUUUUGGGAAAGUCGCGGAGUCAUUGGACCCCGGCCGAUAUUCCUGUUUGGAAAUUUCCUAAAAGUCAUAUUAGCAAGAACGACAUUGCCGGAGUAUGUCAAACAGAUUUACGAAAAGUACGAAAACGAACAAAUGAUUGGUACAUACAUGCUAUCAGCGCCGGUACUAAUCUUGCGGGAUCCAGAAAUAAUUAAGGACGUUCUCAUCAGAGAUUUCUCGAAAUUCGGUAACAGAGGGAUCAAUUUCUCCGACAAAGCAGAGCCACUGUCGACGAAUAUUCUGAACCUAGAGCCAAAAAGAUGGCGGCCACUGAGAGGAAAGCUCUCCCCUAUGUUCACAUCCGGCAAACUGAAGGACAUGUUCGAUCUGAUCCUCGAAUCAGGUGCCCAAUUGGAGAAAUACCUGAACAAAAUAGUGGCACAGAAAGAACCUAUCGACUUUCAUAAUGUAACAGCGAAAUUCGCCACCGACGUGAUCGGCUCCUGUGCCUUUGGGAUCGAGACGAGUGCAUUGGACGACGAAGAGAGCGAUUUUCGUAAGCUCGGAAAGACAAUCGUCGCCGUGGACUUGCAGAACACGAUAAGACUGAAAGUCAGAACGUUCCUACCAAAAUUGUACGAUUUGUCAGGUUACAUCUUCCCUGAAAGGAGAUUCACUCCAUACUUUACCAAUCUGGUCGCAGACACUAUGAAGUACAGGAAAGAGAACAAGGUGUACAGGCCUGACUUCAUCCACAUACUCAUGGAACUUAAGGAACAUCCAGAUUCAAUUGAAGAAUUUAAAUUAACGAACGAAAUUUUGGCUGCACAAGCUUUUAUUUUCUUCGUUGCUGGUUUCGAAACUUCGUCCUCGACGAUGAGCAACGCCCUUUACGAACUAGCUAGGAAUCCUCAAAUCCAAGACAAGUUACGUGAAGAGAUACGAGAACAUUAUGCUAAACACAAUGGCAAGCUGAAGUAUGAACAUAUCAAGAAUAUGGAAUACUUGGACAAAGUGUUCAAAGAAACUUUGAGGAUGUAUCCACCAGCAGGUACGCUGCCGAGACUGUCGAUGACCAAUUAUACGUUCAAAAAUACGAAGAUCAGUAUACCAAAGGAUGUGUCAGUAUGGAUUCCAGUAUUCGCGAUUCAUCGCAGUCCUGAUAUUUAUCCAAAUCCCGAUGUGUUCAAUCCAGAAAAUUUCUCUGAAGCCGCCAUCGCGACCCGACAUCCGAUGUUUUAUUUACCAUUUGGUGGUGGGCCCAGAAAGUGUAUUGGUGAACGCUUCGGUAUAUAUCAGACUAAAAUCGGCCUAAUCUCGAUUCUCCGUAACUACAAAGUGGACGUGUGCAAGAAAACAAUGAUUCCGUACGAAUUUGAUCCAAAUACAUUUUUACUGGCUGCAAAAGGAGGGAUAUAUUUGAAUGUCUCGAAAGUAGAUUAAAAUUGCGAUUUGAAGCCGACUUUUCUAAUUAGUUUAAUUUUUUCUUAAUUAAUUGCGUUGAAAUUGGAAUUAAAUGAAAAUUUUUCUUUAGACGAUGUUAAAAUCCUAUUUAUUUUAAUGUCUGAUUCGUAUUAGGUUAACCAUGUUAUGUGUUUUUGUGAGAUGUAUCACAUUAAAGUUUCUUGAGAAAUAUUAAAAAUGA
Molecule: messenger RNA, 1892 nt
Organism: Eufriesea mexicana
Lineage: Eukaryota; Metazoa; Arthropoda; Insecta; Hymenoptera; Apidae
Product: cytochrome P450 6B4
Exons: 6
Coding region: 191-1690 (499 amino acids)
Molecular function (GO): heme binding; monooxygenase activity; oxidoreductase activity, acting on paired donors, with incorporation or reduction of molecular oxygen
Source: RefSeq, a predicted model, not a curated record